AUGUCGUCGUCGUCGGACGACGGUGACGGGGCGCCGAGCGAGAUUUGGGGUGGGCAGAGAAACGCGAGCGAGGCGAAGACGCCGAGACGCAAGGCGAGGACCAAGGCGGAGCGCGACGCGAGCGCGGAGUCGUACGAGUGGAGCGCGUGGGCGUCGUCGUGUGGAAUCAUAAGUAUCGCCAUUACGGCGACGUACUUUAGAAUCUUGCGCGAGGUGGACGUGAACGGAGGGUUAUUCCCGGUGGCUGAACUCGUGGCGCAGCUCGCGCUCAUCGCCGGCGCCGCCGUCGGGAUGGA
Molecule: messenger RNA, 296 nt
Organism: Ostreococcus lucimarinus CCE9901
Lineage: Eukaryota; Viridiplantae; Chlorophyta; Mamiellophyceae; Mamiellales; Bathycoccaceae
Exons: 1
Biological process (GO): carotene metabolic process; xanthophyll biosynthetic process
Cellular component (GO): chloroplast
Molecular function (GO): beta-carotene 3-hydroxylase activity
Source: RefSeq, a predicted model, not a curated record